AUGGCUCCUCCCCGCAAGCCCAGAUGCAACUUCAAGGAGUGCAAGGAGGCUGCUCAGCGGAUCGUCGGUGACUGCAGCUUCUGCGCCGGUCAUUUCUGCUCAAAGCACCGCAUGCUCGAGGCACACUCCUGCUCUGGAUUAGAGGACUGCAAGAAGGAAUCCCAUGCGCGGAACGCCGAUAAGCUAAACAGCGAGCGGACGGUCGUCGUCAAGGGUGUAUGA
Messenger RNA from Penicillium verhagenii, 222 nucleotides. RefSeq lists its product as uncharacterized. The coding region runs from base 1 to 222 and encodes 73 amino acids. Gene Ontology annotation, molecular function: zinc ion binding. NCBI's taxonomy places the organism in Eukaryota, Fungi, Ascomycota, Eurotiomycetes, Eurotiales, Aspergillaceae. The record is from RefSeq and is a predicted model, not a curated record. The transcript has a single exon.